Molecule: messenger RNA, 690 nt
Organism: Musca domestica (house fly)
Lineage: Eukaryota; Metazoa; Arthropoda; Insecta; Diptera; Muscidae
Exons: 9
Coding region: 126-617 (163 amino acids)
Source: RefSeq, a predicted model, not a curated record
AUUAUAAACGAAUAAAUGAUGUAUGAGAACUUAAAAAAAAUCCCCUUUAUAUAAGAGAUAACGAUUGAUGUGAAAUCAUUCUUCAAAGAGUGUCAGUUUGCGUCUAGUUUUUGAAGUGAAAUAAUAUGAAAAUAAUUUUGCCGUGCUUACUUAUAUUUUUACUGCAAUAUUCAUAUUGUGUAGAUCCUCAGAAGAAGAGCUAUGAUUUAACCGACAAUGAGGAUCAUAUAUUUGUGGUGAAAUUAUUAUUUGAAAAACUUACUGAACUCUUAAACAAAACGACAAUAUUGGAUGAAUGUUUGACUACGUUAAAUCGAAGCGUAGCUAUAAUGGAGGAGAAUCUAAAUAGGUUUACAGAAAGAAUAAAUGAAGGAGGAGAUCGUAUUAAUGACAUGAAAUCCAGAAUGCAAGAUUUAGAAUAUCGGAUUAAUUCUAUUAAUUCGAGAUUUGUUCCUAUUAAUGCCCUGAGCUCUAGAAUGCAAGAUUUUGAAAAUCGCAUAAACUCUAUUAAUUCAAGAUUUGGCUCUUUGGAUGAACAGAUAAAGGCUAAUAAGAUCCAGAUAAAUCAGAGAAUGGACGAAUAUCUGAGAAGUUUGAUCAUUCCGGAUAGCGCUUAAAUUAGCGAUUGCAGAUUUUGUGUCUUAAUAAUAUGUGAAUAAAAAUACAGAAAUACAUUUAAUAGCAAUAAAU